AUGUUUGAAGCUCAAGACAAGGAAAAAGCGCUACACUCCACGCCAGAAGAGAUCCCAGAAGUUGAAGUCGGAGAAGUCAAAGAUGUCAAGAAUGCAGAUGCCGCGCUUGACUUUUUGCGGCAUGAAGGCGAGGGAGUAGAGAUGACGGAAGAGGAUGAGAAGAGAUUGGUGAGGAAAAUUGAUUGGAUGAUUAUGCCAUUGAUGUGGUGUUGCUAUGUUUGCCAAUACCUGGACAAGACGUUGAUCAACUAUGCUGCUGUCAUGGGAUUGUAUGAAGAUGCGAAUAUCACGAAGGCAGAUUUUUCGAAUUUGGUAAGUUGCCUUUGGGGUGGUGAGAUGGAUGGAGCUGGGCUGACUUGUUAUAGNGCUUGGAUCUUUUAUGUCUCGUAUCUUGCGUUCGAGUUUCCUCAUGGAUAUGGCAUGCAGCGCUUCCCUACUGCCAAGUAUCUGGGUGUCAUGGUAUUGCUUUGGGGCACCAUUGUCACUGUCACUGCUGCUUGCCAUUCCUAUGCCGGCCUCAUCACCACCAGAGUUUUGCUCGGCUGCUUUGAAUCCGCAGUCGCACCUUCUCUGAUGCUCAUAACGACAAUGUGGUACAAGAAAAACGAACAGCCNCCUCGCGUCGGAAUCUGGUAUUUGGGCACUGGCACCGGCACAAUCAUUGGAUCUUUGUUGUCGUACGCUUUCCAACAUGUACAGUCUGCCUCGCUCUAUUCUUGGCAAAUCCUUUUCCUGGUUGUUGGUCUGGUUACAGUUUGCAUUGGUAUCACUGUGGUCUUGAUUCUCCCUGACAACCCAAUGACCUCACGUCUCUCGCACCAAGAGAAGAUUUGGGCCAUCGAACGCCUACGCGGCAAUCAAACUGGUAUCGAGAAUAAGCACUUCAAGUCCAACCAAGUGCUUGAAUGCUUUUGCGAUCCUCAGACCUGGUUGCUUUCUCUCAUCACGAUAUCAUCAUCUGUCCCCAAUGGGGCAGUCUCAUCNUUCCAGGCCACUCUGAUCAAAGGAUUUGGCUACAACAGCAAGGAAACCGCUCUCCUCCAAAUCCCUGCUGGAGUGUGUAGUGUAGUUUCCAUUCUGAUCGCUACAUACUUAGCCGGAAGAUUCGAUCAAAGAGGACUGAACAUCGUCACCUUACUCAUCCCAGGCAUUCUCGGAGGCGCUCUGAUGGCUUUCCUGCCAGAGGACAACAAAGCAGGAAAACUGAUAGGAAACUACCUUACCAACUGUAUUGGAGCAAGUCUGCCACUGCUAUACUCAUGGGUCGGAGCCAAUUACGCCGGUCACACCAAAAGGUAUGCUCCCUCUCUUACCUUAGUUCCCUCAAUUCCUAUACUGACGCUCACGCAACAGGUCACCAUGAACGCCAUCCUCCUCAUCUCCUUCUGUCUCGGCAACAUCAUCGGGCCCCUAACCUUCCGCGCCGCCGACGCCCCGAANUACAUUCCUGCAAAGAUUACAAUCAUUGUAACUUGUGCUGCUGCUGUGGUGUUGACCCUAUUGCUCAGGUUUUACUACCAGUGGGAGAACAAGAGGAGGGAUAGGAUUGUUGAGCAAAGAGGUCAAGAGCACAAGGCAGAUAUUGAGUUUGCAGAUGUUACGGAUAGGAAAAAUGGGGAGUUUAGGUAUAGAUUGUGA
This is a messenger RNA of Aureobasidium vineae, 1638 nucleotides long. Lineage: Eukaryota; Fungi; Ascomycota; Dothideomycetes; Dothideales; Saccotheciaceae. The record is from the annotation of a GenBank genome assembly.